Rhagoletis pomonella (apple maggot) is the source of this 3000-nucleotide messenger RNA. RefSeq lists its product as uncharacterized. The coding region runs from base 2070 to 2939 and encodes 289 amino acids. NCBI's taxonomy places the organism in Eukaryota, Metazoa, Arthropoda, Insecta, Diptera, Tephritidae. The record is from RefSeq and is a predicted model, not a curated record. The transcript has 2 exons.
AGGGCAAAGAGAAGGUUGAAUUUUUCGGUAGAAACGAAAUCGUCAUUAAUAAAAUUAAUAUAAAGUUGAGUGACACAAAAGUACACGGUUCCGGGGGCUUGACCAUAUACAUCAGGUAACAAAUGGUAUGACGGAAACAUAACACGCUCCUUGUAAUAUAAAUAUAUCUGUGGAGUUUUGACAAAACAACCUAACUCGAGAUCGGACAAUUUUCCACUUUUUCAACCAUAUGUAUAAGUUUUAAAAGCGCCUCUUUCUGUCUUAUCAGCGUGUUUCUAGAUAGUGUAGAUCGGAAGAUAUAGAAGCCCCCAAAUCAACCUAUCUCGCAAUUUUUACAAGCUGCUUUUGACAAAAGAACCCAUAUCGAAAUAUGCUGCAGGGCACAAAGGAAAAUAUCAUAACAUAAUAUUGACAAAAGAACCUAUUUGAAUAUGGGUUUCCAAUAGUUUUCUAAAAUUAUUUUGACAAAACAACCUAUUUGCACUCACGUUCUUUUAUCAAAUGGAUAAACGAAAAGAAUACAAUCCCUUCUAAAGUUAAGUUGUUUUAAUAGCCAUUUCAUCAUUAGCAUUCACUGUGACAAAACAACCUAUAUUAACAUGAGUGCUUUAGUGUAGUGGGAAUUAACGAAAUAAGAGGAACCUAUAUCAAAUCAAGUGCUUUUGUCGUGUGCAUGUGUAACAAAUUAAGACGUUUUUAAUGAAAAUAAGUUGUUUCCUAAUAUGGAAAAACAUAAACAAUGCACAGAGGAAGACAAAAAACAAAGGUUCCAUAGUUUUGGAGGAGCAUUGACUCUCUCGCAAGUGAAUACAUUGACUACAAGAAUUAUAGAUAUACAAGAUUACGACAAUUAUCAGCUGUUUUGAAGGUACCUACGUCACGGCUCCAAAGAGUUUGUCAAUUUGUAUGGAAUUUUCAAUGAUUUUAGAAUUUUUAUACUUUCACUGCAAAAAUACACCUUUGUUCAACUGCCGAUACUUAACGAAUCCAAGUAAGCCAUUUGUGAAAACUCACACUAUCAAUGACAGAUAUGUCAGUUACGACAAAAUGAAUAGUACUCUCUUUCUGUUUUUCAUUCAAGUUGUGUUUAAAUUAAAUUAAAUAAAAUGUCCCACACAAGUGCCCAAGAUAUUGAUGAAGAGAUUGAUAUUGAUAAAGAUCCUUUCCAUGAAUCUGAUUUUGAUGACUCCGAUUUUGUCCCGGAGACGGAUUCCGAUCUUAACACCACUACGCAGGAAAUGGCUCCAGAUAUUGAGUCCAAUGUAAGUAAUUGGGAUUUCACCGAAAUUGAUGAAACCCAACUAUUCGAACUUCCAACCACAUCAGCAGUUAAAAAUAAGAACAGGCGUAAAAAAAACUUAGGAAAAGAAUAUGUGACCAAUAAAAAGAAAAUCGUCCCUGCUAAAAAAAAUUAAAGCACUUUCAAAAUGCAGAAGGUUGUGUAAUACUCACCUAAAUUUUGAGGAGCAAAAGAUGAUUUUUAAACUGUACUGGAACUUGGGUGAUUACAACAAACGACGGCAAUAUCUUUCAGGCUUAAUUGAUGUUGAAUUUAAGAAAACGCAUACAAUUAAUAACGUUGGAUAUCGACAAUAUAACUAUUUGUAUAAUUGUGAAAUUAACGGUCAAAGGAGAAGAGUAUGUAAGCAAUGUUUUAUGAAAAUAUAUGCCGAAACUGCUCAAAGUAUUAAAACUGUUACUAAGUGUAAAGUUAAAGAAAGCUCCGUUGAAAUUGUUCAGUGCGAUAAAAGAGGAAAAAAUUUUCCAGAACUCAAACUGUCGACGGAAAAGUACCAGGAAGUUUUAGAUCAUAUUAAUAGUUUUCCAAAAUAUGUGAGCCAUUACAGCCGUCGUCAUACAAAACAACUAUAUCUUCAGUGUAAUUUAAGCAUGGCAGAAUUAUACAGAUUAUACACAAACAAAUUUUCUCAACCUGUUUCGUUGUCAACAUAUCGAGAAAUAUUUCAGAAGCUGGACAUUAAGUUUAAAAAGCCGCAUAUUGAUGUAUGCAACAAGUGUGAGACUUUAAGAAUAGAUAUUAAAAAUGCAUUAACUGAGGAUGAAUAGCAAUGCUUAAAUUAAAACAACAAAAUCAUCACGACGAGGCAGACAUGGCAUAUGAAUCUAAAAAACAUGAUAAAGAACUGUCUUCGAAGGACAAAUCUAUCAAAAUGUAUACUUUUGAUCUGCAGCAAUGUUUGCCAACACCACACUUAAAUGCGGCAAUGUUCUUCUACAAACGACCAUUGUGGACAUUUAAUUUUACGAUGCAUGACGGAGCAACAAACAGAGCGAAUUGUUAUAUAUGUCCAGGGCAAAACCGAAAUUCUUAUAUUUUCGCCAUGUUUGAAAAGGUUUUAGAGGAUCAUCAAACUAUAGAAUUAAUUGAUCACAAGUUUCUGGUUGUUGGACACACGCAUAUGGAAUGUGACACGGUUCAUUCCCAAAUAGAAAAAAAGAAGAAAAAAUUUGUGAAUUCCAUACAUCACCCACAUGACUGGGCUACUUUAAUAGUAACUACAAAUCACAAAUACAAUGCAAUCGAGAUGGUUCAAGAUCAAUACUUUGACUUCGGUAGCCUAUUAAAGAACAAAUACACGUGGAGAAAUACUAAUACAUUAGGUGACAAAUUUGAAUGGAAGCUAAUACGUUGGAUGCGAUAUGAGAAAUCUAAGUCUGGAAUUUUACAGUACAAGCUAUCUUUACAGCCGGACGAGGACUUCAAGGAACUAGACAUAACACAGCAGCGACGGAAAAUAACAAAUUUCGAAUUAAAGAAAUGUUAUUCUGCUCCUUUGCCAAUAUCUUGUAAUAAAAAACCUGAUUUACAGUCCGUUCUGCCAUUUAUAAAUGCAGAGUUUCAUAAUUUUUACAAUAACUUGCACGUUGAAGGUGAAGAACAAUUGGAAGAUGAUUGGGAUAUUGACGAAUAUGAUUAGCUGUAGAGUGAAUUAUUCUUUAUUUCUUCUGAAUUAUAAAAAUUAAAGCAAUUUAAUAUAA